Alligator mississippiensis (American alligator) is the source of this 9392-nucleotide messenger RNA. It is a transcript of the gene SYNM, whose product is annotated as synemin. The record is from RefSeq and is a predicted model, not a curated record. NCBI's taxonomy places the organism in Eukaryota, Metazoa, Chordata, Crocodylia, Alligatoridae. The transcript is spliced from 4 exons. Bases 80 to 4933 code for a protein of 1617 amino acids. Gene Ontology annotation, cellular component: costamere; neurofilament cytoskeleton; intermediate filament. Gene Ontology annotation, molecular function: vinculin binding; intermediate filament binding; structural constituent of muscle. Gene Ontology annotation, biological process: fast-twitch skeletal muscle fiber contraction; intermediate filament cytoskeleton organization.
GAUUGGCGGCGGCGCGCGGGGCUCGGCGCAGCGGGGCCGCGUUGCGGGGCAGUGUUGCGGGGCCGGCGGUCGGGGCAGGAUGCUGGGCCAGGAGGAGGCGGCGGCGCGGGCCGAGCUGCGGGAGCUGAACGCGGGGCUGCGGCUGUACGUGCAGCGCGCGCGGGAGCUGGAGCUGCAGCACGCGGCGCUGGCGCGGGAGCUGGCGGCGGCCGAGGCGGCGGCGGCGGCGGAGCGGCGGCGGGAGCGGGACGCGCUGCGGGCGCGGGCCGAGGCGCUGCGGCGGGAGCAGGCGGCGGCCGAGCGGCAGCGCGACGAGCUGCGGCGGGAGCUGGGCGCGCUGCGGCGGCGGCUCGGGGCCGAGGGGCCGGCGCCGCGCUUGGGGCCGGGGCCGGAGCUGGGCGCGCGGCGGGCCGAGCUGGAGGCGCGGCGGGCCGAGCUGGGCGCGCUGCGGGAGCUGCUGGCGCGGCUGCAGGACGAGCGCGACCGGCUGCGCGGCGAGCGGCGGCGGCGCGAGCCCGGGCUGCGGGCGCUGCGCGAGGCGCUGGCCGAGGCGCCGCGCCCGCUGCCGCUGGCCCGGCUCAGCCUGCGGGCGCUGGAGCAGGCGCUGGGCCCCGCGCGCUGCCGCCGGCUGCGCCAGGGCUGCGAGGCCGAGGCGCGCGACCAGACCCGCCGCGCCCGCGACGAGACCUCCAGCGCCCGCCGCCUCCGCGACGACCUGCAGCGCCGCCGCCACGAGCAGGACGCGCUGCGCGCCGCCCUCCGCGACGACCUCCGCCUCCUGGAGCAGCGCCGGCACCAGCACGGACACCACUGCCAGAGCGUAAUCAGUGCCCUCGAAGAAGAAAAGGAGCUCCUGACAACCUCGAUUGCCGAGUACCUGCAGGAAUAUCAAGAACUGCUGGAGGUGAAAGCAAGCCUCAGCCUUGAACUUGCGACUUACAGAGCCUUGCUUGAAGGAGAAGACAGCCAGUGGGUCAUUACAUGGACUGAUCAGCAAGGGAGAGAAAUACCAAAAGAUGUCAGAGAUGCAUCUUACAACUAUAGUAAUGUUUACUCAGCCUACCGAGAAGGAAAAAAGAGACCCUUGCCAGUAAUCAAGAGUCCUGACAAAAGACGUAUACCACCACUAACAGAUAUCCGCAGUUCCGCACUUCAUUCAACUCGAGCAACAUGUGCUAGACCCCAACCCUCAGCUGGCGUGAAAGUUGUAGGAAAAGAUGUAUUUGGUUCAACGUAUCGUCCUUCAGUCCCUAUCAGAAAGGAUGUGACUCGAGAAGCUGCAAAGGACCACAGAGAGUUCACAACACUUACUCCAGUACACAGUCUUCAGAAAAAGACUGAAAUUUGGCAAAAAACAUAUCCUGAAAGAAAGAAAGCAGAAGCUACAGCUGCUUCCUCAGUUUCUUUUGAAAAAGAGUCAACACGUGUUCAGAAGCCAAAUAAGGACUACGCAGCUGACACAAAGCCAGGCAUUUCCGAAGGUAUAAGAACAAAAUCUUAUGAGCUGAACUCCAAUUUUAAACAAAAUGAGUAUGAACAAAAGAAAGCUGAAACUCGUACUGUACUGCAAGGAAACCGAGAAAGAGACAAACCAAUUGAGGAGGAGAGACGCAUUAUUCUGGAGAAAAAGAAAAUGGAUGAUAAAUUUACUGUGGAAGAAAAAAGUGUUAAUUUUGGAAAGACUGAGGCUCAACCAGGCAUAGAGCAGAAAAAGCAUGUAAUAGAAGAAGACGUGGUUAAUAAAAGGUUUAUAUUGGGUGAUCUACCUGAAUGGAACAAAAAGGUCAAAGAUGUGGCCUUGGAAUCGAGGAGGAAGGAGACUAUUGAGAUACCCGUCUCUUUUGAAAUGCACAGUCCAGACAAAACAUCAGAGGCCAGUGAUGUAGAAAUAACAUUAGAAGGUCUUAAAACUGCUGCAGGAAGAGAGGGGGAUGAAUGGAGAACAAAACAUGUUGAUAUUCACAAUGAAAAUAUUCCAGAAAGAGAAAUCAACCUGGGAGACAAAGAUGGAGUUGGUGACAAAAGCAGCCCUAAAAUAAGUUCUUCACUGACAGAAAACAUAGCAGAAAAUAUUGUUGCUGAUAUUCUUAAAAGUUUUGUGCCAUCUUCUGGUUCAGAAACAUCAGCAGAUACAAAAGUUACUUACCAUGAAAAGAAAGAUCAUUCUGAUGAUGGAAAAGUGAAAACCGAGAUCACAAUACAAUCUACAGUCCAAGAUGAAGUUGACCUAGGAGAUGUAUUAAAUAAGGAUGCUAAAAAGGGGGUUCUGGAAGACAUUGAGGGAACACCCUCCAGAGAGGAGAUAGAAGAUAUAAUUAAUGUUGGCCUGAAAGGGAGAGAGGGUACGGGCAAAAUGUCUGUUAAUGUUGAGAUCAUUGAGGAGCCACUAGAUUCUCCAGCUGAUGAAAGGAGUGAAUUUUCUACACCAUUUGAAGUGGAGGAGGUAGAGGAUACAUCCCCGGGCUUAGAAGGGCGUUACGGUGAUGAAGAGGAACACAACCUCACAAUGACAGGUCAAAAUCUAAAAAAGAAAACAGAGCCUUGUGAGCGUUUCACUCAUGUGGAAGAAGUCACCGAGGCAGAGGAGACUACUGAUGAGCAGAAAUAUUUUGUAUCUGUUCCAGAUGAUCACCCCUCAGCUCAAGAAAACGAGGAUGACUCGGUGUACGGGCAAAUUCACAUAGAGGAAGAAUCAACUAUUAAGUAUGCUUGGCAAGAUGAAUUUUUGCAGGGCAUGCAAAAUAAGAAAGAUGAUGGCAUGAAAUCACCAGAAGUAACGUAUCAGGUUGUUGGGGAGGAAGCAAGCGCUCAUAUCUUAAAAGAAGAACAUCCAAGAGAUGAAGCAUCGCAUGUUGAAUCCGUUGUCAUUGAGAGAGAGAUUAAAAUACCUCAUGACUUUCAGACCUCAAUAAAGGAACUUUUAUCAAAAGAAACCAAAGACCCGAAACAUCAAUUGAAAGAGGCACUCGAGCAGUUAGAGGGAAGCCUUCCAGAGAGCGUGAAGGAAGAACUAUCUGCAUUAACAAAAGAAAAUCAAGCCGACUCUAGUAACCUGGCAGUUGAUAUAAAAACAGUUGAGAAGACUGAUGAAGGUGGUUCGAAGACAUUUGUUGCUGAAGUCAGCCUAUCCCAAACUCUUGACCCUGCCCAGUAUGAUAUCCAGUUCGAUAUACCGCAGUUUGAUGAUGUCAUCAUGAGUAAGAUGGAGAAGACUUCACCGUGGUCUCCAAAAAAAGAAGGGUCCGAACAUGACAAACAAGGGUCAGAAAGUCCGUCUGGUGGCAAAAGCAGCAUACAAAUAGAUCUUUCCCCAGGCAGUAAUAAGCCCGCUCCCUUGGCUAGUCAAGAGGUUUAUAACUUUUCCAGUGUGAGAAUCGGUGAUGGCAAUGAAUAUCAUGCCCCAGACCAAGGUCCGGUUUCGGAAACUCUGGAAUUUGACAGUGCAGGAGGUGUCUCCCCCUUACGUUGGUCAGCAGAUGUUAACAAACACGCGAGGCAUACGAGUCCAACAGAAAUUCAGAGAACUGAGAAGAGGAUAUAUGAAGGGCCUAUUUCUGAAACUCUAGAGAUCAGUGGUACCGAAGGUCUUUUUCAGACAGAAGGGUCAUCAGAUAUCAGCAGGUCUGUGAAGCAUUUUAAACUGGGUCCUAAAGAAAUUCAAACCACUGAAGAAAUUAUUUAUAGGGGGCCUGUUGGUCUAGAAACAGGUGCACCCCCAAACCUUGCUCAGUUACCAUUCGGCACUGACAUUAAUAGGUCCACAAGGCACAUCACGGUAGGGUCAAGGCAGAUUGUGGAAGAAGUCACUUUUGAAGGGCCCACUUCAGACUCCUUGGAGGCUGGUGGCACAGGGGAUCUUCCUCAAGAAGGGUCAGCAGAUGCCAGCAGAACAAUAAGGCAUAUUAUAUUAGGUCCCAAAGAAAUUCAUGCUGAGCAAGUCAUAUUUAAAGGGCCCAUUCCUGGAAGUGUAGAGGUCAGUAGCACUGGUGACCUGUCUCAGACUGACAGUUCAGUAAUGCACAUUAGAUUAGGGCAAAACCAAUUUCAGACAACUGAGAAAUUCAUAUAUGAAGGGCCUGUUCCAGAAACAGUGGAACCCAGCAGUGCAAAAGACCUAUCUCAUGAGAUUUCAGAUACUAAUACAUCUGUUAGGCAUAUUAAAAUAGGUCCUAAAGAAUUUAUGACAACUGAGCAAAUCAUCUACGAAGUCCCCAUUUCUGAACAUCUGGAAUUCACUGAAGUCGGUGACCGUUUUCGCUCUGAAGGGUCAGUAAAGCACAUUAAGCUAGGUCAAAAGGAAAUCAAAACUGAACAGAUCCUAUACCAGGGCUCCCUUUCUGAAUCUUCUGAGUUCAGUAGCGCAGGAGGAAGCCCAUCAGAGACUGGAGGAACCUCCGAUUUCGAUAGAUCCAUCAGGCACUUUACAAUGGGUCCUAUAGAAACUCAUUCUGAGCAAAUCAUCUUCAAAGGGCCCAUCUCUGAAGCACUGGAAGAUAUUUCUCAGACAGAAGGGUCAUCAGAGAGCAGCAGAUCUAUGAGACACAUUAGAUUAGGACCCAAGGAAACUUCUUUUACUUUCCAAAUGGAUGUAACUAAUGUAGGGGCAGCCCCCUUGGUGGAAGAGGGAGAAGAAGCAGCCACAGUUUUUGUAUCCAGUAGGAAGGAGCCUGACGUCAGUCGGUCACGGGUCAUAGUUGGAAGUGACCAGAAGGAUGCAGAGAGUGAAAGUAGCAAAGAAGCAGGUGCCUUUUUUCAUUCUUCCCAGGAUCACAGUGAACAACUAACAGAGAAAUCAGUGUUCAAUAAAACUGUAGAACUGCAAAGAAUGGUAGACCAAAGGUCAGUAGUUUCUGAUGAAAAGAAAAUUGCCCUUCUCUAUCUGGACAAAGAAGAGGAGGAGGAGGAGGAAGAUAAUGAUGGGCAAUGGUUCUAAAAGGCACUUGAAUGAAAUGGCUUAGUAGCUUGUUCACCAUGGGUAUUUUUGACUGUUUUCCUUUUUUUAAAGAAGCUAAACUUUCCUAUUUAAGUCCUAACCACAGACUGAUAAAUUUGAAAUCCAAGUCUCAAUCUAUGCAAAAUCCUUCAUCUUUUGUUGGAGCACUUCUCUAUGGAGGAGCCUUGCUACUGCAAUUUUUCCCCCUUCCUGACCUGUUUCCAGUUACUUUGGAUACCUGGAUCUCCCCGGACAGGAAACUUCCACUGGGGAAACUGCAAGGUCGCAUAUAUUCUAUAUAUGUAUCUGAUCCACACGUGUAUGUCUGUUUUGAACUGGAGUGAAUACUAUAUUGUAUUUGGAUACUAAAAUAAUUCAGCAUUUCUGUUUGAAUUUGAAAUGAUUAUAUCCACAAGUAUAAUGAAAUGCAAUAACUCAGUUAAAAUAGUAUUGGAGUAAGCCAUGUAGACAGCUGAUUUCCGGUUCCAUUUUAAUGUGCUUAUAUGCAAUACCUAAUAGCAAGAUUUCAGCAACCAUUAUUUAAUGACAUCUAUGAAUUAAGAAUAUAUGUUACAUUUUAUCAUUUAUAUAAUAAGAAACGACUGUAGCAGGCAUAUAUUUUAGGGAAAUGUUUUGGUCAGUCUUGAAGAGAAUAAUUUGGUUAACAUUUUUAAAAAGAACUGGUCAGCAGAAAAAUGGAAAAAAUCCAGAGGCCAGAUCCCAUUUAUACCAAAGUCAGUGGAAAACUCCUUCCAAUUUCAGCAGCGUGCAUAUUAAUACUAUAAACUGGUUAUUUUUAGUGUGCCAUAUUGCCUUGAUUUUGUUAGGUAUUGUAAGAACCUAAGGUCGCUGUGACAGCAUGUCAGAUAGCACAAUGGGAUUAACUCAUGUGCUGUCUGCUCUGAAAAAUUAUUGUAAAAAUGCCAUUGAUGGGUCCCCUGUUUAUUGUGCCUUAUUUCCCAGAUCAGCCUUUCUCUCCUCACAGAUAAAAGGUGCCUUAUUAACUGCUAGCCCUGAAAAUCCAACCUGGGACCUGAAAUUUUCACAUGGGUUUUUUUGGGGGGGGUUGAGCAUAUUAAAAAAUAAUAGAUGCCUUGACCAAAUUCUGCUUUCGCAUACAUCGGGGCGGGCAAUUAUUUCGGGCAGAGGGCCGCUGACUGAGUUUUGGCAAGCCAUCGAGGGCCACAUGACAGGCAGCCAGGGGCAGAUAAAUACUAAUUUUCUAAAUUUUUUAGGGGCCCUGGAGGCUAGAUAGAAUGGCCUGGCAGGCUGCAUUUUACCCACCCUUGACUUACAUCAUUUGAAAUCCAGUUGUUUUCACUGGGUUUGCAGAAGUACAUGCAACAGGAGCAAUAUUCAACUCUGCCAUUUAGAGCAUGUUUAAUUCUGUUGGUGCCCAAUCUGGAAGAGAGUCCAACUCUUUAAGAGCAGCAUUAGCUCUGUCUCUGUAGAAACGGAACGGAAGAAAAAAUAGUAACGAAAAAUUAUUUUUGUCACUCAGGAAAUAAGAUCAGACUCUGGAUUUGCAGAGGGAAUUAGAUACACGCAGUACGAGGCUGCUAUUUUUGCACAUGUAUGCACAAACACAGAUGCACUCUACAGAGCAGAACCACACUUUAAGUCCAGAUGGGUGGAUUGUGUCAGAUAAUUAACUUUUAACUUUUUAACUUCUUUCCUGUGCUUACAUAAACAUUAGUUUUGUGUGUUUGACCUGUAUUACACUCCAGCUUAAGUCAUUUUAUUCUGGCAUGGUGCUUGUUCUCAGUUUAUUUACCAUCAAUAGAAACUAGAUUUUACUAAAUGGAUUACUGCCUUUCAGUAGAGACAUAAAUAGGAAGUGGAAAUGCACUACUUUUAGUUUAACAUUUUACCCUAUUUUUGAUAUGAGGUGGAUUAACUAUACUAGGUAUAUCAAUCAUUUCAAAGACUAUUAUACUUACUUGCAUACCACAUGCAGUUUUUUCUCAAAACUCAUUCCCCCAAAAUUGGGGGGGUGGGGAGGGUGUCUUAAGUGGGGAAGCUGAUUUUCUGUCCAGAAUAGAAGCACCUCGGGUGCACUUUUAUUCAGGCAGCUGAGAGAAUCAGUUGACUUACUGGCUUAUUGUUCUCUGCUCCACAGGUGUUAACAAUCUUCUCUCCUUUUUAAUAGCUUUCAUGUUCCAUUAAUCAAGCAAACCUUUCUUAUGACAAUUUUCCUGUCUUUAAGCUAUUCCUAGCCUCUCUUCUCCUAUUUUGCAACCUUUCAGAACGUUUUUAGCUCUUUUUAAAACUGUAGAUUCACCCAUAGAGACCAGUGUUCAACAGCAGCUAGGGUUUUGAUUUUUGGGAAUAGGUAGGGUGAGUGAGCUGACAAUUACUCUGUACAGCCAUGACCCUGGAAAAAUCUUUUUUUUUCCCCUUCAUUCUGCCUUCUCAAAAGCAAGGUGCCUUAUUGUGUGGUAUGCAAUUAAAUAUAGUAACUCAAGGGUUUUGUUUGCACUGCAAAUUUUGCAUCACUGUUUAAUUACAAUGGUGUAACUCUUUGUGUAGACCAGGAUUGCAUGCACUCAGCGCUGUAUUAUGAAAUAGUUCACCAAACUGGGAAAUGGUGAGCAGCAAUGCUGGUGCUGGAAAAUUAAUCUGAAGCAGAGGAGUGCAGAUGCACCCCCAAGUGUGAAUGCUAAGUGCAUUUUAUGUUUGAAACCACAUAAUGGAUAUAUUUUUCAGAAUGACUAAGCUAUGCUUAUAAUAUGUAUUUUUGCUCCCAUUUACAGAUAAGGGGCUUGUGAGCUGUUACAGCUCUUUGAUGGCAUAUAGUGUUAUUGCCUUAGUUGAUCAUCUAAGGGUUUUUUAAUGGUGCACUUUAAAAGUAAAAUUCUAUAUUGGUUUUAGGGCAGAAUUUUAAACUACAGCUUAAGGUUUGAUACAUAAGUUGACAAGCAAUAUUUCAGUAUUCUAUCUAAAAUUAGAUUUAGAUCCAUAAUUGAAUGUACCCACAUUUGAAAAAAUUGGCAUUAGUUUUCUAGAAGUUUGAAUCCUAAGCAGAAACUUAAAACCUCUUUCAAACAGACAUAAGGAUCCUGCAGAAGCCAAACAAUUUACUAGUAUCAAUCCCAUUUUAUUGAAAACUUCAUGGAAAAAUUUUAAGAUGCAUUCUCUUCAGGAACAAUCCCACUGAUGGCAUGUUAUAGUCACCUGCUCUUCAUUAGCAGGUUAUAUUUAACUUUAGGCAAAGGAGUUGGCAGUGAGCAAGUGAAUUAGGAGAAAUAAAGUUUCAGUGUUAUAGAUAGGUCUGUAGUGUUGAAGGAGAAAACUUCAGUAUUGUUUCUGUAUAGGAUGCUUCCAAGGAAGCACCCAUGGCUAUGCAGGAUGUUCUUAGACAGCACCACCUUAUCAGAUGUAGCAGGUUAUCUUGAGGCUGUUUGUUUGUUUGUGAUUGCUUUAGUUGCUCGGAGGGAAAAAGGUUUGGUUUGGUUUUUUUUCCCUGUGAAUUUAAGAGCUUUGAUUCUAGAUAAAAUCUGUCAAAGUGAACUGGAAAAGGACAUCAGCAUGAAAUCAGAAGACUCUCUGAGUGUGGUGGAGUUAGCUCCAGCCACGAGAAACGAGAAGCUUAAUGUAGAAAGGUUAUAAGCCUUGAAGAAGAAUGUGUAAGCAGCAUACUCUUCAUCUGACUCCCAUUACCUUAAACCUUUUGUCAUUUCCUUAAACAUUACUGAAAAUUAGGAAUUAGUCAAAAUAUAUUUUAACAUAACAGCCACUUUGGGUAAUGCCACAUCCAGGCAACAAAAAGGCUAGUGACUUGUGCCCUGAAUCUGUAAUGUGGUUUGUGCUGAUGCAGACUCAGAUGAAGGUUUUUUUGCAGAAAUGGCCAGAGUUCACAUGUGUCUGUUUCUGUCAGUUCAAGUAUAACCUAUUACUCCAAAAGUUGCCCAUCCUUUUUUUUUUUGCAAUAUACUAAUAUGUGUUUAUUUAACAGCCUUGUGUGCAAUUACCUUAUUACUGGCUUGGAGCUGGAAGGAUUGACAAUGUGGCUUCACUUACUGCACACACUGAAGCUUACUUAAGAAAUGUUGCUGUUCUUAAGUAAGAUGAGCUUUAUUGUCGAGUUUGAAUUCAACGAGUAAAAGGCUGUUAAAAUAUAACUACUCAUUUUAUUUGGUGGAAACUGCGUUUAUAUGCUUGAGGUCAUUCAGAAGUGGGGCACUAUUUUCUUUAACAUACAAACUAUUGAAUUUGAAAGCAAAUGUAGAGUUAAGGCAUAGAGAUGUAUGAAAAACCUAAGACUCUGUAUGGAUUGCUGUUUGUUUAGCAGGUGUUUAAAAGACUGUAGGCAGGUUGAAAUAGGGUUUGUUGAUGUCCGCUGUGAGACUUUGCAGGCACUUUGUUGUGGUCAUAUACAAUGCAAUCUGCAUUUUGUGGUGGUUUAAGUUUUGUGAUUUUGCACUUUUUUCACUCUUCAAUAUUAAAGAAUGAAAAUGAA